This is a messenger RNA of Gadus macrocephalus (Pacific cod), 3693 nucleotides long. RefSeq names its product 5-hydroxytryptamine receptor 3A-like. Gene Ontology annotation, molecular function: transmembrane signaling receptor activity; extracellular ligand-gated monoatomic ion channel activity; neurotransmitter receptor activity. The coding region runs from base 60 to 1559 and encodes 499 amino acids. Lineage: Eukaryota; Metazoa; Chordata; Actinopteri; Gadiformes; Gadidae. Gene Ontology annotation, cellular component: neuron projection; membrane; synapse. The transcript is spliced from 9 exons. Gene Ontology annotation, biological process: regulation of membrane potential; nervous system process; signal transduction. The record is from RefSeq and is a predicted model, not a curated record.
GGGGGGUUUAUAAGCCUUGUAAGAGUUGGGAGAGAAACAAUGGGAUUCAUGUAACCAGCAUGACUACAUCAUUUUUACGUUUCCAGAACCUGAUCUUAACUUCACUGCUAUUGACAGGCUUUGUUUGCCAGGGCAAGUUGACCUGUAAAGAGGGGCACAGUGGCCCCACCUAUGAGUCUAUGCAAGAAGUAUUUGACAAGAAGUCAUUCAGGCCCGCUGUCAACCUCAGUAACCCCACCAUAACCAACAUCUCCUUCACCCUCUAUGCCGUGCUGGGCGUGGUAAGCAACGCAGAGAGAGUGCUAGUGAAUCGAUCUCAUGAUAAUGCACGGAAUGAGAAGACUCAGAUCCUCACUACUUUUCUUUGGCUGAGAUUGUACUGGCACCAUGAGUUCAUGGUGUGGGAGCCUAAUGAGUGUGAUGGUGUGACCAGGAUUUCAAUCCCGGUGAAUCAGCUGUGGUCUCCAGACAUCAUCGUCUAUGAAUUUGUGGACGACGAUGUCUCCCAGGCCUGUCCGUACGUCUACCUCAACCACACGGGACACAUCCGCUGGGACCGCAUGCUGAGGCUGGUGUCCUCCUGCAACCUGGAGAUCUUCAGCUUCCCCUUCGACGUCCAGAACUGCACCUUCACCUUUGGCUCUUACAUGCACACCAUAAGGGACGUGAGGGUGAGUCCGGCCCUGACCUUUGAGGCCAUGUCCAUUAAUUCCAAGAACUACCUGGAGGCCAGUGGGGAGUGGGAGCUGGUGGUAAUCCUGGGGGAAACGUCCAUCCUCAAGUUCGGCGUUGAUGAGUGGGACAUCAUCACCUUCUGGGUGGUGAUCAAGCGGCGCCCGAACCUCUACGUGGUCAACCUGCUCAUUCCCAGCUCCUUCCUGAUGCUCAUCGACAUCCUGUCCUUCUACCUACCCCCGCACAGCGUGGACCGCGCCUCCUUCAAGAUGACCCUCAUCCUGGGCUACACCGUCUUCCUGCUCAUCAUGAACGACCUGUUGCCCAGCACCGCCAACGGCACGCCCAUCAUAGGUAUCUACUUCUCGGUGUGUCUGGCCCUCAUGGUGAUCAGCCUGUUGGAGACGGUGAUCAUCACCAACGUGCUCCACCACAACUCCAUGAAGUACCGCGAGGUCCCCCGCUGGGUGCGAGUGCUGGUCCUCCAACACAUCGCCAACCUCAUCUGCUACCGCUGGCCGGAAGGGAUCCGCCCCUCCGCCUGGCCGUCCAAUCACAAGGCGGACGAGCCUGAGAGCGACGCAGGGGUCUGCGUGGUCCAAACGAUCACACCCUCACCCGCCCCGCAGGAAGCCAGCCGCGAUGCUGAGAGAGCAGGUUCCUCGGUGGCGAUGGACGGUCAGGAGCUCCGUCAGAUCUGCCAGGACGUGGGCACCCUGCGAGCCCACCUCACGGCCCUGCAGAAGGAGGGCGAGCUGCAGGACGUGUGGUGUCACGUGGGCUACGUGCUGGACUUCCUGCUCUUCCGCAUCUACCUGCUGCUCAUCAGCUUCUACGCUCUGGUCAUCAUCUACAUGUGGUGCAUCUGGGUCGCCCAGACGUGAGAGCGAGCGUGCACGGCUCAACGUGCACGUUGGGCAACCGGGGGGGGGCGGGUCGGUCACAUGGAAUGGAGAAGGAUUGGGGAUUUCACAUGUUGUAAAAAAGGGGGAUUUCAGAGCAGUUAUGUUAAUUAUUGGAUCGAGUAGAGCUAUUCAACUUCACUCGAUAUGACUGUAGCUGUCUGGUUAUUUAUGGGAAUCUCUUGAAUCAUAAUGCAAUCGUAGAUGGUAACUUGACCGCAUUUAUAUCGGGCUUUUUGAAACCCGUGGCCACUUAAAAGUGCUUUAAAACGAUUGCCUCACUUUUCACCAUUGCAUACACAUUCAUACAACCACGGUCAUAAAAGGCAACAGCCAUCUUUUCGGGAGCAGAUGGGGUUAGGUGCCAUGCUCAGGGACAGAGGUAUGUUUUGUUACAGUAAGCAUUACCUUCCUCAGAAGAAUAUACCAAGCAUCAUAUAACGGAGUACUGCGUUGAUGUUAUUUUGUGCAUAUGUACCGGUUCUAUGACCUGAUUAUUAUAACUGUUUUAUGCUCCCCAACACGGAUUAAAAGCUAUUCAAAGUGACUUGGAUUUUGGCAGUAAAUGUUGACUAAUUGGUCUGUCCAACGACGAUAUUGUAUGUAUGAUUCUAAUUUUGGAAAAUUUUCAAAAAACUGAUCCCACAACAUUAACAGUCAGGGCAGUCUUUAAUUCUCAACACUGUUACAGAACAAAAGCCAAAUGAACACGUUAUAAUCAAAAUAAAAGCAUUCAUCAAUUGUAUUUACAAUAUAUUUUCUCUUAGUGCACUUCACAUCCUUGUACAAAAGGCAGGCCGAUGAACUCAGAAUCCACCCCAGCGAAGAGGAACAGAUUUAACUCUUUGUUCAGUGAAUUGUUAGUACAGUGCUUUUAAAAGCAGCCAGUUAAGACUAAACACGCAGACAGGUUAGAGCACUGUUCUGGUAUAAUAGACAUCUAUGGUGUCGGUGGUCCAGUUAUUGGGCAAAAACCUCCAGUCGGUUCCAUUAGAGGGGGGAUAGUUUCCCUAGCUGAUACAAUUCAAACAAGAUUAGUUACAAUCCCUGAUCUAAAGACUACUGACGUAUGUAUAUAAAAAAAGAACUGUUGUAAUGUAUGGUUGUUAUCAUUAGCAAAUGCUUAUAAAAAAGGACACUCAUUCUGGACAAAGUUUAGUAUUUUGGCCAAUGAAAAUGUAUUGUUAAUCAUCUGUCGAAGAUAAAAAUCACUUACAAUUGGAAUUACUUAAUUUCACAUCUCCAUGUAUUCAAUCUCAAUUUAAUCAGUCAUUUUCAAAUAAAUCUCCAAAAAUGAUAUUACUUUGGUUACACAAAACAUCUUACGGAACGUGAAUUUGAGUCUCCUGCCAAGGGGUGAAUUAUUGAAUUUGGUUGUGCCAUCCCAGGUAAACGUCUGUCUGGUUUUAAUAAGAGACACGAUUAAAAGCCCUGAAUUAGUCUCCCUGCUCAACACUCUCCUCUAGAACAUAAGAUCAGUGCAAAUAAGAACUACAUGUUAAGAUGAGUGGUCCCACACAAAAUCAAGUUAAAUGUUACAUUCUCAAAUCAGAUAAGUGCAAAUUAUUGGUGCACAGCAAGUACACACACACACACACACACACACACACACACACACACACACACACACACACACACACACACACACACCCCGUCUCUCCAAUUUCAUUUGAAUGAAAAAAAGGAAAACAUUUGUACUAAUCCGCCGAUUGUGCAUGAAUACUUUCAAAGUUUACCUACAUUAGCUACCAGAGGCACGUUAGCGUGGCUAAAAACCCACUAAAAACCAAGACAAAAAGCAACGGUAAAAGGAAAGAAAGAAACGACACCCUUACCCCGACACCUUCAAAAUAAAACGACUUGGAACACAUUGGGCACGACCCCCAAAACAACUGCACCUAAAUAAGAAGGGAGGUUCGGACUUGGCCUUCCAAGCAAUUUAACCGAAUCAUAGGAUGAAAGAAGAAGCACCGAAUCAUAGCUCUGGGAAUCAGAGGACAUCCCAAAAGCUGCACUUCUGGUAGAAGGAAGCGUCUCCUUGGAAUUGUGGGUGUGUGAUGCUAGAAUGUCUUCAUGUCAGGACGAUUGGUUUCUGAAAACGGGACGGUACCAAAAA